AUGCCGUCAAGAAACUCCACUGUUCCCAAUUUAGAUCUCAGUACUUCCACCUUGCAGGCGAAUGCGAAGAUCUCAUCCCCACUAACGCCCGGCGCCCAAAGCUCGGAUGGGCCGAGUCCCCUGACACCCCGUUCUCCUAAAUCGUCGUCUAGUUCACCUUUCUUCAAAGGGGCUACAAUUCGCCCUGUCACUCAAGAGUCAAACAGCAAGUCAAACAGCCCUACUCUUCCAGUUUCUCCUAGUCUUGCCGCCGAACCUCCUACCCCGGGAUUCACGGCCAUCCCGCAGUACCCACCUUCUCCUAAAGAUACCCCCAAACACAACCGUGACCCCUCUCGAUCUUUUUUCGCAAAUCUCAAGGCCCCCAAGUCUUCGCACAAAGCCCAGCGAUCGGACGGCUCGGAAUCUGGUGAAAAACCCAAGAGUCGUGGCAGCUCCAGGGACCGCAAGACUCAGAUUUCGUCCAAGCUGUACGAAUCAACGCCAGACCUUCCUGGCGCCAUCGAACGCGCGGCACAAGAGGAGAAUAACGGAAACCCCGAAGACAAGCAUUCGCAACCAACAGAGAUUAAGAAAGUCGGCACGGAGACCGAGGCUUCUCAGACUCUCAAGAAGAAUAAGCCGCGAUUUGCCAAUCUCCUCUCCCGCUCUCGCUCAAUCAGGGUCGACGACUCUUCGAUAAACAGAAUAGCAAAUCGCCGUCCGUCUACCAGCCUCAUGAGACUCGAGGAGAGUGGUCGGCGGGAAAUGCAAGAAUCCCAAAAGGCGCCGGCACGCCAGGAGCGUGGAACGAAGAAUACGGCGAACGCAACAGUUCGUAGUCAUGUCGCCGAUCGCCCCGUCGAAAAUAGCGGCGGUCCCGUAAGGAAGGACAAAUACCACGGCGGGGCAAUGGUCCCGUCCGCUUCGCUAAGUCAAGUUUCUGGCGCCUCUGCUGCGCUUUUCAACAACAUUAAACAAUCCUCAAGCGGCGCCGCCGAUCGCAUCGGCAAGGCGGGCAAAGGAUUCUUCGGGAAAAUCACCAGGAGUGGAAGCACGAAUGAGCGGGAACUCAUCAAUGACGACAACUAUGUCUGCUCCGUGAUUAACCUGCCUCUUAUAGAGCAAGCACGGCGAUCCCGCAUCGCAAAGCGACUGGAGGAUUGCAAAGACAAGACUGAGUUUUGGAUGCCAGCCUUGCCGUACCGCUGUAUAGAUUACCUGAACUUCAAGGGCUGUGAAGAGGAAGGACUCUAUCGCGUCCCGGGGAGUGGCAAAGAAGUGAAACAUUGGCAACGGCGAUUCGAUACUGAACUUGACAUCAACUUGUUUGAUGUGCCGGAUCUGUACGACAUUAACACGAUUGGAUCUAUGUUCAAAGCCUGGCUUCGUGAAUUACCGGACGAACUUUUCCCCAAGGAAACCCAAGCCAUGAUUGCCGAGAAAUGCGAGGGGGCAACAACGGCCCCCCAGAUGUUGAAAGACGAACUCUCCAAAUUGCCGCCAUAUCACUAUUACCUUCUCUUCGCCAUAACGUGUCACCUAAACCUCUUACACUCAUACGUUGAUCAGAACAAAAUGGACUACCGCAAUCUCUGCAUCUGCUUCCAGCCUUGCAUGAAAAUCGAUGCGUUUUGCUUCCAUUUCCUUGUUUGCGACUGGAAGAAUUGUUGGCAGGGCUGUUGGACCGAGAAGGAGUUCCUCCAGAUCGAAAAGGAGAUGGACGAAAAAGAGAAAUUCCCACAGGCGAAGGAAGAAUUCACCCCAGUUCCUCAGCAGGCAUCCUCUGUCGACGAAAGGGCUAUCUCUUCUUCUGGCAGUAGUCAGCCUGCCGUUGAAGAGGAACCGCCCCGGCCCCAGACAGCGAGAGUCCACAAAUCAAGACCCAAGAACAUCGAAACAGCUCACCACGGUAGGAGUGCUUCUCAGCUUCCUGAACUUGGACCACCGCUUUCUCCGAUACAAAUUUGA
Messenger RNA from Aspergillus affinis, 1950 nucleotides. RefSeq names its product putative Rho GTPase activator (Bem2). The transcript is spliced from 4 exons. NCBI's taxonomy places the organism in Eukaryota, Fungi, Ascomycota, Eurotiomycetes, Eurotiales, Aspergillaceae. Gene Ontology annotation, cellular component: cytoplasm. The record is from RefSeq and is a predicted model, not a curated record. Bases 1 to 1950 code for a protein of 649 amino acids. Gene Ontology annotation, biological process: regulation of GTPase activity; signal transduction.